Molecule: messenger RNA, 869 nt
Organism: Neodiprion virginianus
Lineage: Eukaryota; Metazoa; Arthropoda; Insecta; Hymenoptera; Diprionidae
Product: farnesol dehydrogenase-like
Exons: 5
Coding region: 20-778 (252 amino acids)
Source: RefSeq, a predicted model, not a curated record
UCUGGUUUGAGCUGCAGUCAUGGAUCGUUGGGUUGGUAAAGUUACCGUGGUAACCGGUGCUAGUGCUGGGAUCGGUGCCGCGAUUGCCGAAGCCCUAGUCAAGGAGGGUCUCACUGUUGUUGGAUUUGCCAGACGGUUGGAGAGACUGGAAACUUUGUCAGCGAGUCUGAAAGGAGCCAAAGGUAAAUUUUACGCGAAACAGUGUGACGUCAGCAAGGAAGAGGAUCUUCUUGACGCCUUCAAAUGGGUGAAGACCGAAUUUGGAGGCAUCGACGUUCUUGUCAACAAUGCCGGUGUCGUCAAUGGACGCAAGUUUUUAGAUGACGACGCUGCUUCCUUGCGUAAUAUGUUGAACGUGAAUUUCAUGGCUACUGCGAUCGGCACCCAGGAGGCGGUGGCUUCGAUGCAGAGCCGCAACGUACCGGGUCAUAUCAUCAACAUAAACAGUGUGGUUGGACACAAAGUUCCAGACAACGUGAUGAGCUCCAGUGCUUACUGCUCUACGAAAUUCGCAGUGACAGCGUUGUGCGAGACUGUCAGGAAGGAAAUCGCGACUGCAAAGUCUGACAUAAAAAUAACGAGCCUCAGCCCGGGAUUCGUCGCGACCGAAAUCAUACAACAAUCGGGAAUGACUGAAUCCGCUGCUCUAGAGCUCUACAAAACACUGCCUUGCCUCGAACCUCAGGAUGUCGCUAACGCGGUCGUUUAUGUUUUGGGAACGCCGAAAAAUGUCCAGAUAACCGAGUUGAAGAUUCAACCACUGCACGAGAUGUUCUAGGAUCAGGCCGUCGCAAAAAAUUACCGACGAACUCAAGUACAGUGUAAUCGCGUGUAAUCUGAGAGCAAAAAAAGUAAAGGUAAAUCAAUAA